Messenger RNA from Sporothrix brasiliensis 5110, 2217 nucleotides. RefSeq names its product transcription factor tfiiib. Gene Ontology annotation, biological process: RNA polymerase III preinitiation complex assembly. Gene Ontology annotation, molecular function: TFIIIC-class transcription factor complex binding. Bases 1 to 2217 code for a protein of 738 amino acids. The transcript has a single exon. The record is from RefSeq and is a predicted model, not a curated record. Gene Ontology annotation, cellular component: transcription factor TFIIIB complex. NCBI's taxonomy places the organism in Eukaryota, Fungi, Ascomycota, Sordariomycetes, Ophiostomatales, Ophiostomataceae.
AUGAGUUCCAUGUUCAAGAAAAAAGGUGGCUUGGCCUUCAAGCCGAAAGCACCGGUGCGGCGUCCUGGUGCCGGUGCGGCCGCCUCGGCGCUGUCUGCUUCAACAACUGCUCAGGUCGCUGCUCGGCCCUCCAAGACCCCGGCGCCGUCACGGGACUCUGCUUCUGCCCCGGCGGCGGCGUCGGCCCCAGACAAAGCACAGGAAGCGACACGGGCUCCUACACCAUCGCCAUCCGCUCCCACAGAAACAGGAGCAGCCGCGUCGUGGAAAGACGCGCGACCAGCAGCACCAUCUGCCGUAUCAACACGAACAAGACGUCAGUCGACCCAUGCCUCGGGUACGACAGCACGGGCAGCAGCAGCCCGUGCAGUGGUACAAGAAACUGCGGCGGCCCUACCCCCAACACCUCCAUCCGCGCAAGCAACAACAGCACGAGAAACAAGAAGGACGACGGUGGCAGAACCCGCUCAAGAUGAGACACAACCACAAGAGGACGAGGAAUCAGAAAGGGGCCGAAUAACAAUUAGCAACUUGUUGCAGGCCGGUGAGACGGCCGCUGCGACACCAACCACAGCAAGCGAGCCCAUGACCGAUAUUGCAGCAACCGCCACACGGACGCGCAGCGUAGCCUCAGCCCAGGGCCAGACGGGUCCGCAUAAGGAGGCAAGCAUUGCAGACUCCAGUGCCACGUCAGCUACCGAUGCCCCAAUAACAGCACCACGGAGAGGCCGGCCAAGAGCAGCCGACAAGGUGGCAGCAACAACGGCCGACCCGAGCGCCGCUUUGGCACAAGACGAACCUUCCUCGGCCGUAGAACCGCCAUCGAAGAAGCGAAAAUACACGAGAAGAAAGCCGGUUGGGGACACCGCGGCCGGAGCUGUCGGCCAAGAGAGUGAAGCAGCGCCUCGACCGCGGGCUACUGCUGCGAGCAAGAAACGUGCGGCUCCGGCAGCUGCGGCUCCCGCUGCCGAUGGCGAAGUUAUCGCAUCUGUAGAAACACCGGCAGAAGGCACCCCAGAGGCAACAAUAGCCACUGCGGCGCCGAAACGCGUCCGCAGAGAGCGGUCACUAACCCCUGAGGAUGCCGAAACACGCACAGUCGACCACCGAGAGCUCAAGAUGGAGGACCUUACCAAGGAUCUGCGGAUCGGCAAGAAAUUUAGCCGGCACGACGAGCUUGUGGACCGCCUGCGCGAAAAACGGCGGCUGUACCGUCGGGAACGGCUACUGAGCAAGAAAAAUCAGGCCCAAGAUGGCGGUCCGCUAUCAACAAACAACAGCAGCCGCGAAGGCUCGAUUCUCGGCGACGAGGCGAGCGGAAGCAACACGGCGGCCGCCGUCAUCGCAGGUGCCCCGAAUGGUAGCGAGGCCGCCGCCGCUGCAGCUUCAGUGCUGGCGGCUGCAACGAAGUCUCUUGCCAACUCCAAGCUGAAGGCAUCGCAAACCGUCACAGGUCCGCAGUUUGAGAUUAUUGACGGUGCAAUCGUCGUCAAUCAAGCGUCGCUGGUGCAUGAUCGCCACGCCGCCGCUGCCGCCGAGGCAGGCGAGCUUGAAGAGGUGGAAGAGAACGAUUUUACACGCCAGACAACGUCCAACACGUACCUCAAGCCCGGCAAGCUGCGUGGGCCCAAUGCGUGGACCGAGGCCGAGACGGAACUAUUUUACCGUGCGCUUAGCAUGUUUGGCACCAGUUUUGACCUGAUCUGCAAGUGGUUCCCGGGCAAGUCGCGCCGCCACAUCAAGAUGAAGUUCAACCGCGAGGACAAGUUGCACCCACAGCGCAUCACGGAGGCGCUGGUAGGCCAAAACAAAGUCGCCAUUGACGUCGACGAGUACAUGGCGCGGACAGGCGUGACGCUGCACGCGACGGAAACAAUUGACGCCGAGUAUGCGCUGCGCCAGGCCGAGCACGAUGCAGAGCAACAGCGCAUUAUCGACGAGCAGGCCGAGGCGCUGCGCAAGAAACGAGAGGCACUCUUUGGCCCGCGCCAUGGCGGCACGGCUGGCAGCAAUGGUGCCAACAGCGGUGGAAACAACGGCGCGGACUCUAGAAUAACCCAUGCCAGUGGCGGUACUGGAGGUGGCGCCGGUGGGGAUGAAUACGAUAUUGAUGCGACGGAUAUGAUUGUCGGCGGCAAGGGCCGCCGGAACGGAAAGGCAGGCCGUGGCCGCAACAAGGCACCGCGGCAACCCGCAGCCGGAGGUUUUGGCAUAUAA